Messenger RNA from Populus trichocarpa (black cottonwood), 957 nucleotides. RefSeq lists its product as uncharacterized. The record is from RefSeq and is a predicted model, not a curated record. Bases 311 to 646 code for a protein of 111 amino acids. NCBI's taxonomy places the organism in Eukaryota, Viridiplantae, Streptophyta, Magnoliopsida, Malpighiales, Salicaceae. The transcript has a single exon.
GCAGCAGCAGUUUUCAAACCUUGAUGUAUGGCCAGCUCAAGAGGCCAGCUUUCCCAUUAUUUUCCUACCAAACACUAGUGCACAUGCACCGCUUCAUCAUCAUAUGACCUCCUCCAACUUGCCCCAUCACACACUACUCCAAUAUUUACCAGCAGUUCUUUUCAAGUCGCUAUAAAUAUAACAUGUCUGAUCACCUCAACUUGUCCAAAAAUAUUGAGCAUUGCUUCUUUCUUUAGUCUCUUUAAGCUUCCAAGAUUUCCUCACUGUUAAUUACUUUUCUUCUUCUUCUUCUUCUUCUUCUAGAGAGGAGAUGGGUGCUCUAGCGAGGAGAUCAUCAUAUGGCUACUCAAAGUUGGAUAAAGAAGACCCAGAAGAGGUCAUGCAUAGAAGAGCACAAUUCUUGAUCUACAAGGCACUACAACAAGCAGAUUCCCCUAGAAGAAGGCCAUCUCUUUUGAGACUCAGAUUGUGUAGGUUAAAGAUCAAGAUUGGCAAGAAACUAAAGAAGCUGAGGAAGGGCAUGUUGUUAUCUAUAUCCGCUGCAAGAGUUAGAGUCUAUGAGCAAGUUACAGGUCAGUGGAAGCGCUUGUUUGGCGAUGGAGAGGCCAUUGCUAGUCUUCCUCCUAUGCUGGCCUUGAAUGCUUGAAAUUAGGUUUCAUAUAUCGAGUGUUUUUUGGUACUGCUGAACAUCAACACAUGUGUGCAACAAUAUUAUGGUUAUUUUGCUCCUUUUAUUUUCAUGGAGAGCUGCUUUUUUCAAAUUAGGAAACCUUAAAUCGAAGAUCAUAUAUACAUGUCGACUAGGUAGUUCCUUGCAAGGAAUGAGAGUAAGAAUCACUACUUGUCGGUGCAUCUUUCCUAGUCUGUGUUCCCCCACCACUAUAUAUUCCAUACUAUAUUGUUAAAUUCAAGGUAAUUGAAUGAUUAAUAUGCCUUGGAAGGGCAUGAAAUUGAGCA